GGGGGCUCUGAGCGGCCCGGGUACCUGCUGAGGCCCGCAGCGAGCGGGGCCGCCGGAGUUUCUCUCUGGAGCGAGGUUCCCCCUCGAUGCGGGUGGGGUCCCGGUGCGACAGCGGCUUGCAGGGCCUCCCUGGAGGAGCGGGGUGAAGAGGUGCGGGGGGGAUAAUUAAUUUUAUUCUGUAAUUGCUGCUUACGAGGGAGGGAGAGCUCUUUCCCCGUCAGGCGCCGGCUGCAGGCUCCCGGGCCUGCGGGAGGGUGCAGGGCCGGGCCCGGCCUGUUUGCUUUGCCCUGCCCGGCCCGUGGCCUCCCUGUGCCAGGGCCCUCAGCUUGGCAUGAGCUGCCCUGGGGAGCAGGCGGCGCUUCUCCUCGGCUUGGGCAAUAAACCUCGGUGGCAUUUCCAGGCCGGCCUGGCCCGCCGGGGGGGGGUGAAGGCAGGCAGGUAGCGACCCCGGCCCUUGGCAGAAUGACAGCUCCUCUCUGGUAACAGCACACAGCCAGCUGCCUCUAAGCGGGGGGGGCGGUACAUUUUCUGCUCACUUUGAACUUGCUGUGAUAGUGCUUGAGUAAUACAGUCUCUUCCUCAGGAAAUAUUUGGCCGCUGGUGAGGUUACAGAUCCUGCUCUUCUCCCCGGUGUGGGAGGGGCUGUGGGCCCAUCAGAUGUUAAGGUGCAGGCUGUAAUCUUAACCUGUUCUUCAGGGUCACGCUGCAGGUGCAGGCCUAAUGCCUCUUGUGAGCAGAAUCUCAUGGUAAUGUGUUUUUUUAGGCACAUCACCCUUCAGUUCAAAAUAUUCUGGUAAAUGUCCAUCACAGAACUUUGCUGAAAAGUUAAAAUGUCUGUGUAGUAUUUCCCUGAGACUGAUGAUACCUCUUUUUCUCUCUCUUUUUCUUUUUUUUCUUUUUUUUAUAAAAAAAGAGUACCUAAACCAGUGGAAAUAAUUGGAAGCUUCCUACUAAUAACAGCCUGUUUCAGUGUGGUCCUUACUGCCUGCUUUACUGACAUAAAGAGAAUGACAUAUAUGGCAGUCUCACAAACUAUUUUAGUUCUGUUAGCUGUGACUUUUUUUGUUGUUAUUUUUCCAUUUCAUUCCAUUUGACCAGUGAUAAUUGGCUAGCCAAACUUUUUUUUUCUCCUGUCUAUAGUCAGUGUCCUAUUUUUGGUUUGUUUGUGUGAAGAUGGUGCUGGUGUGUUUUGGUUUAUAAUCUUCCAGGGAAGUGUGCAGGGAGGGUCAUAAACCUGUAGUAGUGUUUGGUGCCUCUUUUUUUUUUUUGGUGUGUCUCUUGUUUUACUUCAUAGAGCAAUAUUGUAACUUUCGUCCUUGCCCUGUUGAGCAAAACUGAAAAUUAGAUGCUGGGUACAAGCUUCUGCAGUCAGUUACCCUUUUUAACUUUUUGUAACUGUAGACACCUCCUUCAGAGGAGACUAGGUGAAAAAUCAUAGUAACAUCAAAAAAUAAAUUGGAAGCGAUCCAAAGCAUCCUCUUGUCUUAGUUAUCAGUAAAAGAAUUUAAUGAUUAAAUUAUAUCAAACAUUUACUUAUACAAUCACCUCCAUAAAAGGCAGUGUUAAUUAAAUCUGUUACUGCCCAACCACAGGCCUUCAGCUAGAACCUUUUCUCUGCUAUCCCAGGCGUGGAUGGAGAGCAUGAUACCACACUGUUAUUCCCGCAGAUGUUCCCAGAAGACGCUGAGAGAAAGGAGCAGGAGCAUACACGAUAGUCCUGCCUCGGCACAGUACAAGUCUAGGUUUGAAUUGUUGCCACCUUGAAAACUGGGCUGUAUUUGAAAUUGUAAUAGUCCCGCCAAAAUGAUGUAAUUUCACUUUUAACAAGUCCGUGGCAACAGGUACAGGUUUACAGAAUAGCUUCUGGAAUGUUCUAGCACUUGAAUGCAGUGUUUCAUUCAGUGUAACGCUCGGAGGCGCUGCCCUGUUAAUUGCAGGGUUUUGGUAGGCCUAAUACCACAGCCCCAAGCCCUGUGGGGGAAAAUACAGCCCAGUUCUUGUUCAUAAGUUUUAGUUCUGUGGGUUUUUCCCCCUUCCCCAGAACCCUUGAUCUUGAAGAUGGUGAGUAGCCAGCCUAAGUACGAUCUAAUACGGGAGGUUGGUCGUGGCAGUUAUGGUGUGGUGUACGAAGCAGUCGUCAGGAAGACCUCUGCCCGGGUCGCGGUGAAAAAGAUUCGGUGCCAUGCUCCAGAGAACGUGGAACUAGCUCUGCGUGAGUUCUGGGCACUUAGCAGUAUCAAGAGCCAGCAUCCCAACGUCAUUCACCUGGAGGAGUGCAUCUUGCAGAAAGAUGGUAUGGUGCAGAAGAUGUCCCAUGGCUCCAGUUCCUCCCUUUAUUUACAGCUUGUAGAGACCUCGUUAAAAGGAGAAAUAGUCUUUGACCCCAGAAGUGCUUAUUACCUCUGGUUUGUAAUGGAUUUCUGUGAUGGAGGAGACAUGAACGAGUAUCUGUUGUCCCGAAAGCCAAACCGCAAGACCAACACCAGUUUCAUGCUUCAGCUCAGCAGCGCGCUGGCAUUCCUGCACAAAAAUCAGAUUAUUCAUCGUGAUCUCAAACCUGACAAUAUUCUGAUAUCUCAGAGCAGGAUGGAUGCUGGUGACUUGGAGCCUACCCUGAAAGUAGCUGAUUUUGGGCUGAGCAAGGUAUGCUCAGCCUCAGGACAGAAUCCUGAGGAACCAGUCAACGUAAAUAAGUGUUUUCUAUCAACUGCAUGUGGGACUGACUUCUAUAUGGCCCCUGAAGUCUGGGAAGGACACUACACUGCCAAAGCAGACAUCUUUGCUUUAGGGAUUAUAAUCUGGGCAAUGUUGGAAAGAAUCACAUUCAUAGAUACAGAAACAAAGAAAGAACUUCUGGGGAGUUAUGUCAAACAGGGGACAGCGAUCGUGCCUGUUGGCGAGGCGCUUCUAGAGAACCCUAAAAUGGAACUGCUCAUCCCCGUCAAGAAAAAAUCCAUGAACGCUCGAAUGAAACAGCUGAUCAAGGAAAUGCUGGCUGCCAACCCGCAGGACCGACCCGAUGCGUUUGAGCUAGAACUGCGAUUAGUCAACAUAGCUUUUAAAGACAGCAGCUGGGACACGUGACCUGCCGAGUCCCCCCUCUCCACAGAGCUGUUUCUCACCUCACUGAUGGUGCAACUUAAUGGCAGUAAAAGAAUUGAGCCUGAACUCAAACCUGCAGGGUGUAGUUCCUACCAAACCAAUCUCUUGAGUUUCAUAAAUGAUGCCCAUGUGAGCUGGCUGCGGUGUUAACGAUGAGCUGAUGUGUAUGAUACCAGGAUGUUACGUGCAGGUGUAAGAUGUGAGGAUGUUUGUGUGCACUGGCUGGCGGUGGGUUGUCUUAAAGAGCUGAGGCUUGAUUUCCAGCCCUGUGUCACGAAGUAAUUUCGUACAUUCCGGUUUCCUAUGUCAGUAUUAGGAACUCUCAUGGAAAAAAA
This is a messenger RNA of Athene cunicularia (burrowing owl), 3437 nucleotides long. It is a transcript of the gene PDIK1L, whose product is annotated as PDLIM1 interacting kinase 1 like. Bases 2059 to 3084 code for a protein of 341 amino acids. The transcript has 2 exons. Lineage: Eukaryota; Metazoa; Chordata; Aves; Strigiformes; Strigidae. Gene Ontology annotation, biological process: protein phosphorylation. The record is from RefSeq and is a predicted model, not a curated record. Gene Ontology annotation, molecular function: ATP binding; protein kinase activity.